Messenger RNA from Gasterosteus aculeatus aculeatus (three-spined stickleback), 2232 nucleotides. Its product is annotated as lymphocyte function-associated antigen 3. The record is from RefSeq and is a predicted model, not a curated record. Gene Ontology annotation, cellular component: membrane. NCBI's taxonomy places the organism in Eukaryota, Metazoa, Chordata, Actinopteri, Perciformes, Gasterosteidae.
AGAGAAUAGAAGAAGGAAGAAGAAGGAAGUAGCGAAGGAAGGGCGUGGACCCGACAGAAAAUGUUCCUCUGCUGACAUAAACAUCGAUUUCCCAUCAGUUCGUAUUGAUCCGUGUUCGAUGGAGCAGCGGAUCCGCGUGUUGGUGCUGCUCGCGGCGCUGAGUUCCGUCGGAACCGCGCAAGAUCUUCUUUACUUCACGGACGGCAGCGAGCGGACCUUCGAGGUGAGGCCUCCCGUCACCGAGCGGAUCGCGUCCAUCGUGUGGAAGUUCAACAGUGAUCUGGUGGCCGAGUGGACCGAUUGGAGUCCUUUGGAGAUUUACUCCGGGUUUAAAACCCGCACGGACCUGAACACGAACACCGGCAUUUUGGUCAUCAAACACAUGACUAAAGACGACGCGGGCGAGUACUCUGUUGAGAUCAACCGCCAGCUCCAGAGCGGGAAAUAUGACAUGAAAUGGAUCCGUAAAGUCAACAAACCGGAAGUGCACCUAAGAACUUUAACGUGUUCGCCUGAUUCUGAUAAAUGCAACGUGACCUGCGACGGAGGCACCGAGGAGGCCAAACCCAUCGAUUACGACUGGAGAAUAGGCUCCGAAGAAUGGCAGAACCCGGGAAAGGACAUCGAGAUCACCAAGACGGAUCAUCGUGAUGUUAAGGACAUCGCCUGCCGGAUGAAGAACCCGGUCAGUGAAGCAGAGAGUGAAGCGAUCCCCAAUCCGUUCCUCCAGGACCACUCGUUGUCUGCAGGUGCAAUUGGGGGGAUCGUCGUACUUGUACUUGUACUUGCACUAAUAGGUGUAAUGGUAGCUCUGGGUUGGUCUUUUAAAUAUAAGAAAUGGCCCUUCAAUGAUCGCGUCUCAUCUGAACCGGAAAAUUCUCUCGGAGUGGCACUCAAAACCACCUCGUCUGAUUAAACUUUGUGAAGCUGUGAAGUGUCUCACAACAUCUGCAUCAACAUCUGUCCUCCAGAGAACUGUGGCUACAAACACGUGCCAACUGAUUGUGGGUGUUUGGCCUCCAGAUGUGUGGCCUCGUGGACUGUUAGUUGAUUUUUAGAUGGAUUUUAAAGCGUUUUUUUUUUGCCAAACGAACAAUGGUAGUUGGAGAAACGUGACCUUAUCUUGAUCUUAUCUUGCCUUUUUUAAAUAUGCCUAUAGUUUGUUGCUGCUUAGGUUUAUAUGCAACACAACACAUAUGAGAUGUAAGCGGGGAAGAUGAACGGAUGAAACAACUUGUGGCGCAGGGGUUAGAGAAGGUGUGCUGGUGUAAGAAUACGUGUUCAAGAUUUGGAGCCUGGUCGGGGUUAUCAAAAAUUCAGCCGAAUGACUUCUCUUGUUCUGGGAAAUUUAUUUGUCAGAUCACAGGUCAAGUAUCAGCACUGCGUUUGCAAAGGCAGGAGCAGUUCAGGCAGCACACAGGCCGGAAGAACAACUAACUAACAUCAGCAAGAACGGCAUUCCUCAGCCAGGACAUAAACUGACUCCCCAUCCUGUCAGACUCGUGUCUGCCUGCUUGGCAGAUCCUGCUUCUUACCUAACUCUUGAAUCAAGACAAGACAGCGAACCCCCAACAAAGCCCAUGAAAAGAACUUUUGAUUAUUACUGGGAAGCACAAGGUUGGUGGUUCAAUUCCAGGCUGCCCCAUGUUCCAUGUCGAAGUGUCCCUGAGCAAGACACCUAACCCCUAAUUGCUCCCCGGGCAAAAUGUGAAAAAGCCAUGGGUUGUCUGCUAAAUGACAUGUAAUGUAACAUUCAGUAUUCAGCUACGUGUCAGCAGGUCACAAUCUUACACCAUCCCAAAAAUAUACUAAUUAUAAAUACGUAUGAGUAUAAAUUACUCUACCAAAGGUACCACAUUAAAUCAAGUUAAAGAUGCCUAAGUGAGGCAUGGGAAAGGGAAGUUUGGGGUGGCCUGCUGGGACUGACCCGACCCUGGAUAAGCCGGCACUGUUUUUUAAAAUGGCAGAAGAAUAUGAUUUGAAUGUACAUGGUUAAACAUGCAUGCUUUUAUGAUAAAGAGAAAAACCAAUGCAGAGUCGAUGUCAGAGCAUUUGAAGCAUAUAUGCAUCGUGAUUAACUGGAUAAGACUCUUUUCUAUUUUUAAGCACCACUUUCUGUCUCAUUAUUUUCUCUGUCUCACUUUUUAAUUUAUUUUAGUUAACAUUUUAAACUUACCGUUUCCAUAUGAAUUGUUUUUAGAAAGUGCUUUGAAAAUAAAACUUUGACUCUGC